CAUAUUCCGAUAUGAAUGGAUGGUCUGAGUCUCCUAAACAACCCAGGUGAAUGUGUUUCCAGCACUGACCAGAAAGAACAUCCCCAUUGCUGUAGGCUUUACUGCGGCCCUCCUCACCACUGGGCACGGCCAACACCUGCUUGGCCGAGGUGCAGCCCAUCUCCUCACCCACACACAUCACAGGCUGACCUAGAGGAAGGGAGGGAGGUAAAAGAAGACAAAGAUAUGAAUAAUUCAUAAAUAAUUUAUUGGACUUACAUAGCGUUUUUCUAGACACCCAAAGUGCUUUACCUACUGUAGCAAGGAGGAGGCUCACCUCAUCCACCACUAAUGUGUAGCACCAACUUGGGUGAUGGACGGCAACCAAUUUGCACCAGGACGCUCAUCAAACAUCAGCUAUCAGUUGGAGAGUCAGGAAGAGACUUGCAACACUACCAGAGCCAGGCUAAGCAGCUCUGCCGCAAACUCAAUGCCCAGAGCCCCAACAGAUGUACCCUGGAGGCUGGGGUCAUGUCUUUCCACUAUGUAUUAGAACAUGGUGUGUGCUACUUGGCCUUGUGCGAAGCCGUGUUUCCCAAGAGGCUGGUCUUUGGGUACCUGGAAGACCUCCAGACAGAAUUCCAUGAGCAGCAUGGAAAGAAAGUCUCCACAGUCUCCAGGCCGUACUCUUUCAUUGAGUUUGACACGUACAUCCAGAAAACCAAAAAAACCUACAUUGACAGCAGGGCACGGAGGAACCUGGGCAGCAUCAACACAGAACUGCAGGAUGUCCAGCGGAUCAUGGUGGCAAACAUUGAAGAGGUCCUGCAACGAGGAGAGGCCCUAUCAGCUCUCGACACCAAAGCCAGCAAUCUGUCCAGCCUUUCAAAGAAGUACCGCAGCGAUGCCAAGUACCUCAACACCCGAUCCACCUAUGCCAAGAUAGCAGCCGGGGCGGUCUUCUUCAUUACACUCAUCGUCUAUGUGCGUUUCUGGUGGAUCUGAUGCGUAAGGACUGUGAAAGAGGAGAUAGUCUGGGUUCCCUUUGUAACCAAAUAUUAAAACUGUCAAUUGUAAUAUAUUAAUGGUUUCUGUUAACAGCAAAUCUUAAGUUCCUACAUGGGUGCCUUAGGGGGAGGGUGGGACCUUGUACACGGGUGCCUUAGGGGGAGGGUGGGACCUUGUACACGGGUGCCUUAGGGGGAGGGUGGGACCUUGUACACGGGUGCCUUAGGGGGAGGGUGGGACCUGGUCUGUGUACUGGAUGAGUGGAUGGACUCAUGUCUGUUUCAGCUGUGUGUCAUGUCGAAUAUCUGUAUGGACAUACUGACCUGUGGUUGCUAAUGUGAGCGAGGUGUAGCUUUCUGUGCAUUCAUAGUGUUUGUAUAAUCCCAUUCGCUGGAGUAUAAAAGGGAUUGAAAAUGUGUUAGCAAUGUUUACAUUACGAGGUGGGGGUUCUUUACCAUUUCUCUGAAGGAAAAUUCUAUAUGCAAAUGGUCUUAAGUGUGAAACAACUUGUUACCGUGAGUUUAUUGUUUACAAAACAUACAUAAUUGUAAGUAAUUAUUUGUUCAAAGGUAUAUUUACUAUCUUCUCAAUGUUUAUCAGAAUAAAAAAAUUGGAACACUA
This is a messenger RNA of Oncorhynchus kisutch (coho salmon), 1608 nucleotides long. RefSeq names its product vesicle-trafficking protein SEC22b-B-like. The transcript is spliced from 5 exons. Gene Ontology annotation, biological process: endoplasmic reticulum to Golgi vesicle-mediated transport; retrograde vesicle-mediated transport, Golgi to endoplasmic reticulum. NCBI's taxonomy places the organism in Eukaryota, Metazoa, Chordata, Actinopteri, Salmoniformes, Salmonidae. The coding region runs from base 331 to 984 and encodes 217 amino acids. Gene Ontology annotation, molecular function: SNAP receptor activity. The record is from RefSeq and is a predicted model, not a curated record.